Molecule: messenger RNA, 726 nt
Organism: Penicillium cosmopolitanum
Lineage: Eukaryota; Fungi; Ascomycota; Eurotiomycetes; Eurotiales; Aspergillaceae
Exons: 1
Coding region: 1-726 (241 amino acids)
Source: RefSeq, a predicted model, not a curated record
AUGCGAGGCCCUCUUCUAAGUAUCGUUCUGGUCCUUUUCACUGAGAGAUCCUACCUCGAUUUGAGUCACACGGUUGCAGCAACAUACCAGCUAUCCCCGUCAGAAGAGUCGUCAGGAGAUAUGGAUACUGGGGGUGGAUGUGUUGAUGUUCUCCCCAUGAUCAAACUGCUUCGUGGAGAAGAUGAGAAGAGUAUCGUGUCACGGGAUUUAGACCCGUGUGUCCGAACCCAUGCCUUCCUGCAUUAUGAUCCACCGAAACUCGGAGCUGAAUACAUCUGGCUUUUUGCUGGCGAAGAUCAAAGCUUUGGAUAUGCUUGGCUGGGUCUCAGUUCACCUUCACAGUGGCAAAUAGAGAAUGCCUUCACCGCGGCAGCUUUCGUAGCUGUCGAUGAAUGGAUGCAACAAACCAAGCUAUGGGAUUCAUAUCUCUCAAGUGGGUCACUGAAUUGGGACAUGGGCGUUGACCAACAAAUUCCAUAUAUCUCCCAUGCUGGAAAAGUACUGAUAUCACUCUUGCUUGGCACCUAUAUCUCUUGUAUAUUGGGGCUGUCGAUUUACGUCGCAUGGAAGCCGCGAUGGACGAACCAGCUCGACUCUUUUGCGAUGAUGCGCAUAGGCUCAUCACAACCAGGGCAAUUUCCACUGAAGCUAGCUCAUAACCCAGACGACGUCAGGGCUCUAGACAAGCUGCCUGGUUGGGUUGGCUCCACUGGGGCGGGAAAAUAG